GAAUACACAGUUAAUGCAAAUGUACGUAUUAUUUUAUACUUUUUUGGAGAAUUUACUGCAUCGAUAGCGAGGUGUUUAUUCAAAACAAAUAACGGUGUAAGGCAAGGAGAAGUUUUCACUCUUGGAUCAUUCAAUAUAAAUGCUAGAUGUGGAAAAGGUUAUGAGAAAUGGAAAACAUACGAUUAGCAUUAUUACUUGUAAGCAUGUUCAGCGCAUGUGCACAAGCACAGCAGGGGAAAUGUCCAGUGGGCUGUUACUGUAAGCACAGAUUUGUAGACUGUCAAUCGUUGAUGGAUUUUCCGCUUGACCUUGCCCUUGAUACAGAGCGUAUCCGACUAUCCCAUAUGAACAUUGGUGAAAUCCCAAAGCACGCAUUCAGCUACUUACCGAAUGUUACUUUGAUUGAAAUUGAGCAGUCAAAUGUAGGAAUUAUUGCUGGGUGUGCCUUUAAGAAUAUUUAUUCUUUGCAAGAAAUAUUGUUUGAUAAAACAGUCAUCGGCAAUGUAGAAAGCUUUGCCUUUAACGGUCUGUCAAAGAUGAAACGAAUUGAAUUUCUGAAAAGUCGGAUAGGAAGGCUGAAAUCGUUUGCAUUUUAUCAGUUGUCAGAAAUUGCUAACAUUAAUUUGCUCGAAACAAACUUUCUGUACUUCUACUCGAAUGCAUUGUAUGGAAUAAACAACGUUAGCACGAUGGUUCUAACCAGCAAUAACGUCAGUGAUAUUGUAACUGACGCUUUCAGAGACGUCAAGGUUGACAAUUUGCUAGCAACAUCCAACACGUUUUGGAACAUGCACUGUGGUGUUUUAGAUGUAAUGUUUCAAUCUGCAAACACAUUUUCAUUCUCCAGUAACACAUUCUACUGUAACUGCUCCAUUUCGUGGAUGCUAAGCACAUCAGGAAGACAGAAGUAUGCAGAAAUACUCCCUGACAGCAGAUGUCACGGACCGGGAAAAAUGAACGAAACAACAAAUCUAGCAAAUGUUAAGUUUAGUGAUCUUAACUGCAAGAACAAAAAGGAGGAUCAUACGCCUACCUGCAACGAGAUUAAAAUAAAGAUAUUAAAUCCAACAUGUAAUCCCAGUGGUAGACCUGGAAGGCAAGGAAACGGAGGUACAGGAGAAGAAGGAAAAGGCGACAAUGGGGCGUCAUCGCUCGUAUUUACAUUUCAAAUCUUUGUUGUUUCCUUUAUAACUGUUUUCUUGACUAUUUUAUAGAAUCAAUUUUAUUUUAGCUGUUUUUAAUACAACACACUUCAGUUCUACAUUAGCCAAGUUUGAAAACAUAAUGAUAACUUGUUAUGUUACGGGACCAGGAAAAUUUAGUCGGAGUCGAUUAGACAACUAAUAUUGCCAAAGUAAUAUUCGAAGUACUUAAUUCACGUAUUAAUGCAAGUAUACAGUGGUAUGAAAUCAAUUUUCUCUGUGUUAAGUAAAAAUAACAGCUGUAAUAUAUGUGUAAAUCAGUUGAUAACAUCGCAAAUUAGUCCUACAAAGAUUUCAAUAACUAUUUGUUUUUGGCUUCUUCUUACAGUAACAUUUUCUCAUUUCAUUCUGGAACGCGAUCAAUAUUUUAAGGAAUGCGAAUGAUUUAUACAAAAUUUAUCUUCACAAUAAAUAACGAUUCUAUUUUGUUUCUUUAUAUUUUACAUUAUCCAUUUAUCAAGGUUCAACAAAACUACAUUUAUCGAGGUUUAACAGAUUUAGUUAGUUUUAACGUUUUAUAUUUAAACAUUGAUCGAUCAGUCACAUUUUAAACUCAUUUGUCAUUUACUUUCCGUGGCGAAUUUGCAAGAACAUGUUGGUUCACUUCUAAACAGAUCACGAAUAAAACAUAUUUUCUGACAGCCGAUAGCUUCUAGGUAUUUGUCCGAUCAAAAAUCGAAACUAGCCUUUGCCAACUAACAUACGCACAUCCUCGCAUAUGUUCGGCAGGUCAAAAUGUGGACAGCGCGUAAAAACCUAUAGAUGUGAGGUGCCCCAUUUACAUUCACUGUAUUUCCAUUUGGUAUUAUUGCCACCGAGAUUCGUACUGUAUUUUUUAAAAAUUCGUACUUUCAAAAAAGGAAUCAAAGAUAUCCCGGUCGCGGCAGAGCUUCAAUAGGUGGGCAAGAAAGGAAAACGUAGCAAUGGUGGCCGCAGCCAUAUUUGUUUAGAAUUGUGUUACAGUCACUCGGCCUCCAAUAUUGCAUUCCCGCCACUGACAGAAAGAAGCAGUUCCUUAUUCCUUCUUUUUCCAUUUCUCUGUGUUUGAUAAAUUGCUUGGACCCU
This is a messenger RNA of Mercenaria mercenaria, 2267 nucleotides long. Its product is annotated as slit homolog 3 protein-like. The record is from RefSeq and is a predicted model, not a curated record. Bases 168 to 1214 code for a protein of 348 amino acids. The transcript is spliced from 2 exons. NCBI's taxonomy places the organism in Eukaryota, Metazoa, Mollusca, Bivalvia, Venerida, Veneridae.